CAAUUGCAUAUAAUAAUACUACCUACCAUAUAUGUCUUCUUCAAAAUGAACAACCCAAAUUACUCCCCUAUGCUUUUCACCAACAAUGAGAGAUUUAGCAAAGCCCCAUUGCUUUUCCACCGUUAUUCUUCUCCUCACUUUACUCUCUUUCUUCUCCGUUGCCAAAUCCAAAGACACCUUGUCUGCAACUGAAUCUCUCGGACCAAACCAGACCCUCGUCUCCGCCGGUGAGGUUUUCGAAUUGGGUUUCUUCGAGCUAGGCACAGACUCAAGAUGGUACCUGGGCAUAUGGUACAAGAAAAUCGAACAAAGAACUGUUGUUUGGGAAGCCAACAGAAACAACCCGCUCCCAAACAACUCAUCCAGUCUCAAAAUUGGUUACGAUGGAAAACUUUCUCUUGUGGAUGAAUCCGGAAACGUUUCUUGGUCCAGCAAUCAAUCACAAUUUGUUGGCGUCUCUAAAAAUCCAAUCCUGCAGCUUUUGGACUCCGGCAAUUUGGUCCUCAAAGAAGCAAAUGAUAUCAGCCCUAACAAGUUUCUCUGGCAGAGCUUCGACUAUCCCACAGACACUUUGUUGCCGGAGAUGAAGCUUGGAUGGAACUUGAAUACUAGUUUGGACAGAUACAUAUCGUCAUGGAAAACUCCAGAAGACCCUUCUACAGGUGAUUACUCCUUCAAGAUCGACUACCACGGUUUCCCGGAGGUUUUCCUCCGGCAGAAACAGUCCAUAAUAUACCGGAGCGGGCCCUGGAAUGGACUGAGAUUUAGCGGCGUUCCAGAGAUGAACGCCGGUAAUGGUAUUGGUUUCAACUUCGUUGUAAAUGAUGAGGAAGUGUACUACUCGUUUUCGGAACAAGGCAAUGAAACUAAUCCAGCUCUGAAUUCAAGGCUGAUCGUAGCUCCCUCCGGCAACAUCCAACGGCUGACGUGGAUCGAGAGCAGCAAGGUCUGGAAUAAGUACUGGUUCGCUCCCAAGGACCAAUGCGACAGUUACAGAGAGUGCGGGCCCUACGGUGUCUGCGACGCCAACGCUUCGCCAGUGUGUAAGUGCAUGAAGGGGUUCCAACCUAAGAACCCUUCGGCAUGGAGCUUGAGAGAUGGCUCCGACGGGUGUGAGCGAGAGACGGAGCUGGAGUGUGGGAAUAAGGACAAGUUUAUGAAGGUGGAGAAUGUGAAGCUGCCGGAGAGCGGCGGAGCGGUGGUGGACAUGGGGAUGAGUUUGGAGGAGUGUAAGGUGAAGUGUUUGGGGAACUGCUCGUGUAGUGGUUAUUCAAGGGCGAGGAUUCAGAAUGGAGGAAGUGGAUGUGUGAUGUGGUUUGGGGAGUUGAUGGAUAUGAGGAGUUAUGCCGACGGCGGGCAAGAGUUCUAUCUCCGGUUAGCAGCUUCUGAACUAGAUGGUGAUGGGAAAACAAAAAUAAUUAUGAUCGUCGGCAUUGUAGUUGGUAUUGCCGUUCUGCUAUCAGCUGGUCUUAUUAUCUGUUUUGUGCGGAGGAGGAGGAAUUCGGGUAGCACUUUAAAUAGGAGGGAAUCAAAAGGUCCGCUUGAAAGAAGCCAGGAUUUUCUGCUAAACAGUGUGGUAGUCUCAAGUAAGAAGGAUCACUACUCUGGUGACAGGAGCAAUGAUGACCUAGAGUUGCCUUUGUUUGAUUUCAGCUCUGUAGUAGCGGCUACGGACAACUUUUCUGAUGAAAAUAAACUGGGACAAGGAGGUUUCGGUUGUGUUUACAAGGGGUUGGUCGAAGGUCAAGAGAUCGCUGUGAAGAGACUUUCAAAAAACUCUGGACAAGGAACUGAAGAAUUCAAAAACGAAGUAAAGUUAAUUGCAAGGCUUCAACACAGAAAUCUUGUUCGAUUGCUCGGUUGCUGCGUUGAUGUGGAUGAAAAGAUGCUGAUUUACGAAUACAUGGAAAAUAAAAGCCUCGAUUCUUUUUUAUUCGAUAAAGCGAAAAGGUAUUUGCUGGAUUGGCAAAAGCGUUUCAACAUUAUAUGUGGGAUUGCUCGAGGACUUCUUUAUCUUCAUCAGGAUUCGAGAUUCAGGAUCAUCCAUAGGGACCUCAAGGCUAGCAACAUUCUGCUUGAUGGAGAAUUGGACCCCAAGAUAUCGGACUUUGGAAUGGCAAGAAUAUUUGGUCAGGAUCAGACAGAAGCCAAUACAAAAAAAGUAGUGGGAACAUAUGGCUAUAUGUCUCCUGAAUACGCAAUGGAUGGCCUCUUCUCAAUCAAGUCAGAUGUAUUUAGUUUUGGUGUUCUAGUGUUGGAGAUUGUUAGUGGUCAAAAGAACAGAGGAUUUUAUUAUUCAAACAAUGAGCUAAACCUCCUAGGACAUGCUUGGGAGUUAUGGAAUGAAGGUCGUGCAUUGGAUAUAAUAGAUUCUUCGGUUGGUGCUUCAUUUUCGGAAUCUGAGGUGUUGAGAUGCAUGCAGGUUGGGCUUUUAUGCGUCCAAGAGCGUGCAGAAGAUAGGCCUACAAUGUCCUCUGUGGUUCUGAUGUUAAGUAGUGAAAAUGCACCACUACCGCAGCCUAAAAACCCCGGUUUUUGCCUAGGAAAGAAACCAGAAACAGAGUCAUCCUCAAGCAAGCAAGACGAGUCAUUCACUGUAAACCAAGUAACUAUCACAAUAUUAGAUCCUAGGUAGUGUAAGGUAUAAUCUUCAUCAUCUAGCAUAGCUUAUAUAUCUGUAUAUCACACAAAAGAUCACAAUUUUCUUGUGUAUAAACGGAUCAUCUACAAGGCAACAUAGAAGAGAAAUCCUUGUUUCACUGUA
This is a messenger RNA of Rosa chinensis, 2764 nucleotides long. RefSeq names its product receptor-like serine/threonine-protein kinase SD1-8. The transcript has 7 exons. Lineage: Eukaryota; Viridiplantae; Streptophyta; Magnoliopsida; Rosales; Rosaceae. The record is from RefSeq and is a predicted model, not a curated record. Gene Ontology annotation, biological process: recognition of pollen; protein phosphorylation. Gene Ontology annotation, molecular function: ATP binding; protein serine/threonine kinase activity. The coding region runs from base 86 to 2635 and encodes 849 amino acids.